Molecule: messenger RNA, 1302 nt
Organism: Trichomonas vaginalis G3
Lineage: Eukaryota; Parabasalia; Trichomonadida; Trichomonadidae
Product: protein of unknown function (DUF3447)
Exons: 1
Coding region: 1-1302 (433 amino acids)
Molecular function (GO): protein binding
Source: RefSeq, a predicted model, not a curated record
AUGUCUGAUCAAAACAUCUAUCCAAACAAAUACAGUGAAUUGCGAAGUAUGUUUGCACACCACAUUGAUUUGUAUAAUGCGUUAUAUCAGCUAAAAACAGAUAAUGAACAAAAUUUAAACAAGAUUUAUAAUACGAUCAAAACAGAAUUGAUUGAUUCAAGGAAAUAUCGUCCUCAAAAUAUUAUUAAAGAUAUUUUAGAGAUUAUCCUUUAUAACAAUUGUUACAAAAAGUCAUACUUAUUUCUAGCCAAACUCAUAUCUGAUGACUAUCAUGUCACAGAGGUCAAGAAUGUUGAACUUAUUUCAAAUCUCCUGUUUUACAAAGAAUAUGGUAUUAAAUUAGACAAAUACCAUGAUCCUGAAAAAAUUAACUCAGAAAAUCUGGAUAUUCAUUCAGAAAAUACGAUUUACAGAGCAAUUAUGUACAAUGACCUAGAAAGAUUCAUUUCAUUUACUGAAGAAGAAGGAUUUAAUAAGAAUCAAACACUUGAGAGCAAUUUAUAUCCAUUUAAUUAUUGUGGAUAUUCAUUGCUUGAAUUAUGUUGUUAUCAUGGGGCAGUUGAUUGUUUCAAGUUCUUAAGAUCGAAAUUUAACUCAGAAAUAACUCAAAGAUGUCUACAACUCUCAUUUUUAGGAGGAAAUCCAGAAAUCAUGAGUGAAUGUUUGAAAUAUCAAACACCAAAUAAAGAGUGUAUGAGAUAUGCAAUUAUUUCACACAACAUUGAUUUUGUUACAUUCUUGAUGAAUGAAUACAAUAUAAAGAUCGAUUUAUUUUAUUGCAGAUUGUAUAAUAAUCUUGAUUCAUUUUUAGUUUAUUUUGAUCAAACUAAUGAUUAUAGCGAAUGCUUUGUUCAUUCAUCGAUUUUUGAUAUUCCUUCCUUUUGUGAGUAUUUCCUUUCACAUGGUACAAAUAUCAAUGAAAAGAAUAUUUAUGGAAAAACUGCUCUUCAUAUUGCAGCAGAAAAUAAUUGUAAAGAAACAGCCGAAUUUCUUAUUUCACAUGGUGCAAAUAUCAAUGAGAAAGAUAAAAAUGGAAAAACCGCUCUUUCAUAUGCAUUUUAUUUAUUUAAGGAUACCCUUACGUGUCAGAUUUUUUGCGCAUACGAAGAAGUCAUGCUAGACAUGAGCUAUAAACCUGAAAUUUUAGCAACAUAUUUAAAACUUUUUAAACUACAAUACACUUUAAUAUUCAAGAACAAAAAUAUUCUUUUUAGAAAUUACAUAAUUAUUUUAUGUGAAAUCUAUAUAAAAACAUAUUUUGCGAGCGUAACUUUUUUCUUUAUAAGCACCUUAUAUGACUGA